Messenger RNA from Linum trigynum, 2073 nucleotides. The record is from the annotation of a GenBank genome assembly. Lineage: Eukaryota; Viridiplantae; Streptophyta; Magnoliopsida; Malpighiales; Linaceae.
AUGGAGAUUGCAUUCGAGUCCUCAAUUCUGGGCCGACCCGUGUCCGUUUCAGGGACCAAGGUUUCAUCUUUGCUGCAUUACAAUCGGAUUUCAACGCUACCAUGCAAGGUCUCUAGCAAGAAUUAUCACUACCCGGCUCCGCUUUCCUCAAAUUUUGUCAAUCCGUGCAGUUGCGUAACUGCUCCGAGUAAUUUUAGUGUUCAGAGAACCCGCGUGUUUGAUAGCGUGAUAGCUAGUUCGAGCUUGAUAGGGAAAGAUAGGGGAGACUGGGUCGCCGAAGGUAAUGUUGCCCCGGAUGUGAACUUGGAAGCGAUCAUGGUGCUGUUGAAAAGGGGUGUCAUUUUGGGAGCAAUGGUCUGUGGGAUAAUGAUGUUUGGAUACAAACGUGUGUUUGCCGCUGAAGGAGUGGCGAAUCCGGGCUAUGGAGUUAGUGGGCAAAGCAUUCUGUUGCUGAGGAACUCUUGGCCUAGGCUGCAGAUGCUCCUUACUGUUUUCAAAGAGCAGGGUUUGAUAUUGGCAGCACUUUUGGGUUUAUCUGCAUUUUUCUCUAUGGCUGAGACUUCCAUAACCACGCUGUGGCCAUGGAAGGUACGUGAACUGGCAGAAAAAGAGACCGAUGAUGGUGGUGUCUUCAAACUGCUUCGCAAAGAUGUCACCCGUUUCCUGACCACUAUUCUCAUAGGCACAACUGUUGUCAAUAUUGCGGCCACUGCACUGGUCACUGAGGCAGCCACAGCAAUAUUUGGUGAAGCUGGUGUCAGUGCAGCCACGGGAGUGAUGACUGUUGCUAUAUUGCUGCUCACUGAGAUUACUCCUAAGAGUAUAGCCGUUCAUAAUGCCACAGAGGUUGCUAGGUUUGUGGUCAGGCCAGUGGCUUGGCUUUCACUGAUUCUCUAUCCUGUAGGGAGAGUUGUCACUUACUUGUCGAUGGGAAUGCUGAAAAUGCUUGGAUUGAAAGGAAUAAGUGAACCGUACGUGACUGAGGAUGAGCUAAAGCUGAUGUUGCGAGGUGCAGAGCUAAGUGGGGCAAUAGAGGAGGAAGAGCAGGAUAUGAUUGAGAAUGUGCUGGAGAUUAAGGAUACACAUGUUAGAGAAGUGAUGACACCUCUUGUUGAUGUUGUUGCAAUUGAUGCAAGUGCAACACUCAUUGAUUUUCAUGAAUUGUGGGUGACACAUCAAUAUUCUAGGGUACCUGUUUUUGAACAGCGUGUGGACAAUAUUGUGGGUAUUGCCUAUGCAAUGGAUCUGCUGGAUUAUGUACAGAAGGGUGAACUACUAGAAAGCACCAUUGUGUGGGACAUGGCUCACAAACCUGCAUAUUUUGUACCGGAUUCAAUGUCUGUCUGGAAUCUUCUCAGAGAAUUCCGGAUCAGGAAGGUUCACAUGGCUGUUGUCCUUAAUGAAUAUGGCGGUACUGUUGGAUUGGUAACCCUCGAAGAUGUUGUUGAAGAGAUUGUCGGUGAAAUAUUUGACGAAAAUGAUUCAAAGGAGGAGAUACAGAAGAAAACUGGAUACAUAGUAAUGCGAGCAGAGGGAGUGUACGAUGUUGAUGCCAAUACAUCCAUUGAUCAACUCUCUGAAGAUCUAAACAUUAAAAUGCCAGAGGGUCUUCAGUAUGAGACAGUAUCAGGUUUUAUAUGCGAAGCAUUUGGAUACAUUCCAAGGACUGGCGAAAGCAUCAAAGUGGUUCUUGACAAGUCGAAUGAAGAAGAUGAGGAUAACGAGGACAAGUCUGAAAGAGAACUGAAUGAAAAGCAUCUAAUAUACAAGCUUGAGAUAUUAGCUGGAAAUGCGCGGAAGGUCGGUGCAGUUCGUUUUGAGAGGAUACACAAUAGCGAGGAGGCGGUGGAGGCCAAAGAAGUAGCUCGCAUGAUUCCAAAGUUCAGGAAGAGGAAAUGGAGCAGCAGCGGUGAAGAGUCGGAUUAUGAGGAGGAUUCGUUACAAGAUAGACCUGUGCAUGCUCUUCAAGAUUCCAAUGUAAUUGCUGAACAUGAAGAAGAAGAAGAAGAAGAAGAAGAAGAAGAAGAAGAAGAAGAUGAUGAUGAUAAUGAUGAGAAUCCCCGUAGACAUUAG